Hydractinia symbiolongicarpus is the source of this 1612-nucleotide messenger RNA. RefSeq lists its product as uncharacterized. NCBI's taxonomy places the organism in Eukaryota, Metazoa, Cnidaria, Hydrozoa, Anthoathecata, Hydractiniidae. The record is from RefSeq and is a predicted model, not a curated record. The transcript is spliced from 3 exons. Bases 1 to 723 code for a protein of 240 amino acids.
AUGUUGCAAGAGAAAAACAAAGGGCACCGAAGAAACAACAUCAGGAGUCGAACACCUACUCUAUCUUUUACUGGUGUUACUGAUUCGUUAGGGGUACCUUUGUUGAAUGAAAAUAUGAUCAACAUCUGGACAGAGGAGAAACGUCACGUGAAAUCCUUGUGCACGUGGAAGUCCUCACUGGAAUCCUUCCAUAACCACUUAGCGAAGUUUAUUCCAGGUACUAGCGCAAACGCUGUUAACUUUCAAGCAUAUCUCCUAGAUGGACUGAUGAGAUGGAACGUUCUGAGAAAGGAUGCAGUAAAUGUGGACAAGGAACGUCUGAGGUCAUUCGACUCAGAGCUGGUGUACCAUCUAAAUCAUAUAUAUAUCGGUUCAUGGCUCCUCCUUAUUAACCAGCCAUUUAACAACGAUGUGAUUUCCUGCAACAUCAACGACGGAGUGGUAGUAGAUGAUGCUGGUUACGAGUCCUUGGACGAGAGAGAUGUACUAAACGACCUGGUUCCAACAGAAAUAACGGUACAAGAGAUUGAAAACGAAGAAACCAGCGUUGAUGUAUUGGGAGAUAGCACAGACUCAAGAGGUAUUCCUGGCUGGCAUAAAGUGGACGCUUUGGCAACAUAUUUACUAUCCAUUGAUGGAUUGAGCAUUACCACCGCCGCGUCAAACGAAAUUAUUCGGCUGUACAAUCAAUUGGACAGAUACGACAAAGCUCCAAUACAUUAAAAUCCAAUGAUAAAAAAAAUAGCUAGGGGAAGAUUUGCUUCCACAAAACGCAGCAGUCAUGUUAACAUAGUCUCCAUGAAAAGAUGUUUCUUGACAGGUGGCUCGCCUGCAUUAUCGCCAUCCAAAAGUAGGUUAGUUGAAGCUAUCUGCAUCAAACUUUGCAGCAGUAUGGUUGGUCCAUCAACAAUAAAUACAUCAACCGGAGAAAGAAAAUACUGUUCCAGAUGGCGGCUGAUUUUACCUGCAUAUAACAACGUAAGGGCAAGACCUUUUAACAGGCACAACUCAUCAACAGCAGUGCUAAUAUUGUUUUGUAUAAUAAACCAGCCGUUUCGGCAGGAAGUUCUGCGGCGUAUUACUGAUUUAGUAUGACUGAUUUAAAAUUGGUCCGAAAAUUAAAACUACUUUAUUUUCGACAAAAUUUGACAAAGGUAACAAAAAAAUUAUGCCGAACAUGAUGGUUACAUCAAAAUUUUGCUUUUUGUCACCUAAAUGUUAUUUUAAGCUAAAAUUGGUCAAAAAAUUAAAAUUACUGCAUUUUCGACAAAAUUUGACAAAGUAAACAAAAAGGUAUGCUGAACAUGAUGGUGAUAUCAAAAUUUUGAUUUUUUGUCACCUAAAUGUUAUUUUAGGCCAAAAUUGGUCCAAAAAUUAAAAUUACUUUAUUUUCGACAAAAUUUGGCAAAGUUAACAAAAAAAGUAUGCUGAACAUGAUAGUGACAUUAAAAUGUUAACUUUCAACCAUGAAUGAUAGGCUGUAUUUUUUCUUUUUUUUUACUAAUAUGGUUUUUUUAACUAAAGCUAUUUCCUUUUUCGAACAAUUAAGAUCGUAUAUUAUUUUUCUUUAUUUUGCUUUUUGUCACUGAGUGACUUUCUUAUACCCCGUUUU